Bombus huntii is the source of this 1665-nucleotide messenger RNA. It is a transcript of the gene spz, whose product is annotated as protein spaetzle-like. The transcript is spliced from 6 exons. Gene Ontology annotation, molecular function: growth factor activity; Toll binding. Bases 899 to 1453 code for a protein of 184 amino acids. Lineage: Eukaryota; Metazoa; Arthropoda; Insecta; Hymenoptera; Apidae. The record is from RefSeq and is a predicted model, not a curated record. Gene Ontology annotation, cellular component: extracellular region. Gene Ontology annotation, biological process: central nervous system formation; regulation of Toll signaling pathway; innate immune response.
AAGAAAUGGGGAACUGAUCGCCAAGAACUAAGGAAUUAAUCACCCGGAACUGAGGAACUAAUCACACAAAACUCAGGAAUUAACUACUCUGAACUAAGGAGUCAUUUCUCUUUCUUCUAUGUCGUUACGCUUAUUUAUAUUUAGGUCUACCGUGGAGGGGUCGUCAUGUGACAGGUUAUUCCGUGGGGGUUGUGAGGCUCGAAUUUGGUUUCUAUACAAAUUGUUAAAAUUUAUUUAAAUUUCAAAUUGGAACGCUCACUCGCGCUAUUGGUAGUUUUAGUCUACGUUACGGCGCGUGCGCAGCGCGGGACGUGACAAAUGAUUUUUAUAGAGAAUCUCAAGCUGUAUUAGUGUAUUACAAAAUAUAAUUCCAUUUAAAAAAAUGUCAUCAAACCCAUUUAAAAAAAAUUAAGUUGACCUACACAUUAUCUUUACGUGUCCAUCUAUAAGAAAACUAAUAACAUCAUUUAUAAUAUACAAUACAGCCGAUAUCUUGAUUUAAACUGUUAGUUGAUUCACUCUGUAUAUUGAUUCCUUUUAUGAAUAAUUGACAAAAAUUGUUUAAUAUAUUGUUAUUAUAUUUCUUAUAUCCACGUAUUUCUUUUUAUGAAUAUUUAAAAUAAUAAAAUUAUUACCAUAAUUACACAUUGAAAAUUUGUCACAAAGUUGUCGAAAAUAUAUAGUGGCAACUGUAACGUUUAUUUACAGAUUCUAAUGUAAAAUUAUAAAAUUAAUUAUUUUGAGAUAAUAAACACUUUGUUAAUUUAUUAACUGACUUAUUAAUCUAUUAGUUAAAUCAUUGAAAGUAUAAUAGAAAAAAUAAAUAAAGUAUACAAAGUGAUCGUAAUCUUAUUUUCCUCGUGGAUAUUGAUAUAAAACUCUUAUACUUCCUCUCUCAAUGACCUCUCCUACAUACGAGACGACACAAAGUGACAAUCCGCAACUGUACAAGCCGGCUCCGAUUUGCAAGGAUAAAACCUAUUGCGAAAAUACAUUGUAUUAUCCAACCGAUAUAGUGUCGAGGGAAUUAAGAAAGAAUCCGCAUCUUCGAGAUUACGCUACCGUGGAUGAUGUAGAUUCGUUACCAGGAUACGAGAAUGAACUGGAGGACAAACCACUUUGUUUGUCUACGGAGCAACUUGUAUUUCCUAAAUUAGGAAUAACGAAAAAUUUGGAAUGGAAGUAUAUCGUAAACCAUGAAGACUUGGUGCAAGCUGUACGCAUCGAGACAUGUCUGGAGGAGAGCCAACCAUGCAAAGUGAUCGAUGGUUUCGCCGAAGGAUACUAUACAAAGUGCAAACAGAAGUUCAUAUAUCGCCAACUCUUGUCAUUGACGGACAAUAGUACGAUAACCAACGAUUACUUUGCAUUCCCAGUAAAUUGUUGCUGUCACGUCGAAUUCAAAGUUGACAAAUUUUUACAUUCAUUUAAUUCUCAUAAGAGAUUAAAAUGAUGAGGGCAAAUGGAUGCCAUGUUAAACGUGAUAUCAAGUAUGAAUAUUAUGGAUAUACAUCCUAUACUUAUAUUGCAUUCUCUUAUUACAAAACACGUGUAAUGUACUUUAAUAAACGAAACACGAUGCAUUAAUAGCCAGUGCGAUCACUUAUAAUAAAUACUCGUCUUACUCGAUUCAAUAAAAUUGCCUUUAUGCGACCUGUAUGGCUA